Messenger RNA from Mangifera indica (mango), 1106 nucleotides. RefSeq names its product probable 6-phosphogluconolactonase 4, chloroplastic. NCBI's taxonomy places the organism in Eukaryota, Viridiplantae, Streptophyta, Magnoliopsida, Sapindales, Anacardiaceae. Gene Ontology annotation, molecular function: 6-phosphogluconolactonase activity. The transcript has 3 exons. The record is from RefSeq and is a predicted model, not a curated record. Gene Ontology annotation, biological process: carbohydrate metabolic process; pentose-phosphate shunt. Bases 34 to 987 code for a protein of 317 amino acids.
UCAAAAGGUAAAUGUUCACCGCCAAGCCCACAAAUGGCCUCCUCUUCUCUCGCUUUAUGUAAUUCUCUAUGCGGUCACUCCACCGUACGAACCAUUUUUAACACUCAACUGCAGGCUCCUCAACUAAUCAGAUCAAACCGACCGGUCGUUUUUCCAAGCGUUUCGGUGAUCGCCAAGAAUCUGAACAAGUUCCAGUGCGUAAGAACCAAAGCGUCAAUGGCGGAGACUUCCACAACCAACAAAAAGAAGGUGCAGGUGUUUGAUUCGGAGGAAGAUCUCGCAGUCUCAUUGGCCAAAUACACGGCCGAUCUGUCGGAGAAGUUUGGUAAAGAGAGGGGUAGUUUCUCUGUCGUUUUGUCCGGUGGUUCUCUCAUCAAGUCACUCAGGAAAUUGGUGGAACCGCCGUAUGUUGAUUCAAUUGAAUGGGAGAAAUGGCACGUAUUUUGGGUGGAUGAGAGAGUUGUUCCCAAGGAUCAUGAAGAUAGCAAUUAUAAACUAGCAUAUGACGGUUUUCUCUCUAAGGUACCGAUUACCCCUGGUAACGUUUAUUCUAUCAAUGAUUCACUGUCAGCAGAGGGUGCAGCUGAAGAUUAUGAGAUCUGUCUCAAGCAUUUGGUUAAGAGAAAUAUACUAAAUGUAUCAGCAGCUACCGGGUUGCCAAAGUUUGAUCUCAUGCUUCUUGGUAUGGGUCCUGAUGGACAUGUAGCUUCUUUAUUUCCAGGGCAUCCUCUUGUAAACGAGAAAGAGAAAUGGGUUACCUCCAUUAAAGACUCACCAAAGCCACCUCCAGAGAGGAUUACUUUUACCUUCCCUGUAAUCAAUUCAUCUGCGUAUAACGCACUUGUGGUGUGUGGUGCUGGUAAAGCUGGUCCAGUGCAGGCUGCAUUGGGAAAUAGUCAAAAUUCGGAUAAGCUACCUGUUCAAAUGGUUUCAGCUGAAGUUGAAUUAGCUUGGUUUUUAGACAAAAAUGCUGCUUCAAAGCUGUAAGAGGUCGGAAAAUCUAGCUACAUGAGCAGAUCUAUGUAAUGUCUACUCUAUUUAUUUUGUGUUUGGUGUACUUUGUGGUUUGUUUCGUCGAUCAAUAAGAGCUACUGGAUUUUGUAGUA